Fomitopsis serialis is the source of this 1002-nucleotide messenger RNA. RefSeq lists its product as uncharacterized. The transcript has 9 exons. The coding region runs from base 1 to 1002 and encodes 333 amino acids. The record is from RefSeq and is a predicted model, not a curated record. NCBI's taxonomy places the organism in Eukaryota, Fungi, Basidiomycota, Agaricomycetes, Polyporales, Fomitopsidaceae.
AUGUCUACGGAUACUCAAGCUCAGGAAAUUGCGUUCCUACAGGCGACGUAUUGUCUCAUCGUUGUCGCCUUCGUCGCUCAAAACCACGCUGAGAUAUUAUGCAUAGCACUCAUUGUAUACGAACAUAUUAUGACAAUAUCACAAGAGACACAACUGUUACUUGCCCGCAAAUUUUCGGGGGGCGUACUGCUGUUCCUGCUCAAUCGCUAUACACUCCUCUUGUUCGGGGCGGAAAACCUGAUCUACGUAUUCUCUUGGGAUACGAGUAUGAGUCACCUGAUGCAUUGCAGGGCAGCAUUCGCCGCAAUGCGAGUCUACGCAAUUGGCGGUCAAAAGGCUCUGAUCGCCGUCGUUGUUUUCAUCUUCGGGCUCGCUCCUGCUAUCACAGGCAUUUACAACAUGUCUCAGUCGACCCACGACUACGUUACGUGGGUGGGCCCUUAUCCCGAGUGUGAUUACAACAACAGCAUAUCCGACCGUGGUUGGAACCAAUCUGCAAGAAAAGCCAGAACGACCGCAGCGCUGGUCAUGCUACUUCUUAAGGAUGAUGUCUUCCUGAAUCAGCACCACAGGUUGCUCGCCUCGCUGAACGCCAUACACAUGGCGCUAUCACUAUCAGAAGGGGUUCCCCUCCAUCCUCAUCUCCCGCUUCCUGAUGAACCUUCAGCACAUCGGCUCCGCGGUUACCGGGACACACUCCCAUCGUUCGUCCAGCGCGACGCGCCCGAAGCACAUUCGACUCUUGGCACCUUGCGGUUCAAUAGGGUCACCGGGAUAUGGGCGGAUCGACGGACGACGGCGGGCUUCCGCGCUGUUCUCGCGACGCUGAUAGACGUUCGUGAGCCCGAGGCGUGGUCGAGCUGGGACGACAAGCCCUCGCUGGAGGACACACAGGAGAGUCGCGUGUCGACGAGCCUGAAGACUCGCCGCCACCGAAAGAUCCGGAGGUUGUCUCUGACUCAAGCGGGCCUAACGGCACAUUCUAUUCGACUCAACUACUAG